This is a messenger RNA of Oncorhynchus kisutch (coho salmon), 4185 nucleotides long. RefSeq names its product RNA-binding protein 25-like. Gene Ontology annotation, biological process: regulation of alternative mRNA splicing, via spliceosome. Lineage: Eukaryota; Metazoa; Chordata; Actinopteri; Salmoniformes; Salmonidae. The record is from RefSeq and is a predicted model, not a curated record. The transcript is spliced from 18 exons. Gene Ontology annotation, molecular function: mRNA binding. Gene Ontology annotation, cellular component: spliceosomal complex. Bases 155 to 2713 code for a protein of 852 amino acids.
CGAAAAACAUCUCUUUUUUUUUUAGCGGCAUAACGUAGCUAGCAAAUUAGCUAUCGAAGACAGAUAAAAUAUUGUUCAUUAAAGGUUUAUACAAGGUUACAGUGUGUGUGUGUAUACGUCGCCCGGUUUCAGGUCACUGCACCCACCUCCCAAGAUGUCGUACCCCCCUCACCUGAACCGCCUCCCCCAGUUGCCCCCCGGGAUUUGCCCUCCCCAAUUCGCGGGGUUCCCCCAGGGAGUCCCAGCAGGUACGCCCAUGAUUCCAGUCCACAUGGGGAUUAUGACCUCUGCGCCCGCUGUCAUGGUUCCUACCACAGUGUCUAUGGUCCAGAUGCCUCCUGGCCCUAGGAAGGAUCUGAACCCAGUCCGAGUCAAGGAGAACCAGGAGGGGGGCAGUGGAGACCCUACCACCACCACAGUGUUUGUCGGGAACAUCUCAGAGAAGGCUUCAGACAUGCUGGUCAGACAGCUGUUAGCGAAAUGUGGCCUGGUCCUGAGCUGGAAGAGGGUCCAAGGGGCUUCUGGGAAACUGCAAGGUAAAAACAAAACAGCGUUUGGUUUCUGUGAGUACAAGGAGCCAGAGUCCACCCUGCGUUCCCUUCGUCUGCUACAUGAGCUGUUGCUGGGAGACAAGAAGCUGCUGGUUAAGGUGGAUGCUAAGACCAAGGCCCAGCUUGAAGAAUGGAAGGCUAGGAAGAGGAACGCCAACGGGGGAGCCAAGUCUGAGGACGGGCCCAAGGAAGAAGAGGAUGAGGAAGAGGUUCUUGACGAAGACACAAAGCGUCGUGACCAGAUAGUGAAAGGGGCGAUCGAGGGGUUGAUCCGGGAGUACGGCAGUGAGCUCAACGCACCUUCUCAGGACGGAGACAACCAGCCCCGCAAGAAGAAGAGAGAGAAGAAAGAGGAGGAGGACAUCAAUGUGAUGGACAUGGAAGAUGACAAAAGAGACCUGAUAUCCAGAGAGAUCAGUAAAUUCAGAGACACUCACAAGAAACUGGAGGAGGAGAAGGGAAAAAAAGAGCAGGAACGGCAAGAGAUCGAUAAGGACAGGAGGGAGAGGGACAAAGAGAGGGAGCGAGAGAGGGAGCGCCGGGACCGCGAGAGGGAGAAGGAGAGAGAGAAGGAGAAGGAACGCAACGACAACAACAACAAGGAGAGAGAGCGGGACAGAGACCGGGAUCGAGAACGGAUCGAUCGGGACCGUGAACGGACGAGGGAGAGGGAGAGGGGAGACAGAGGAGAGAGGGAGCGCGUGAAGGAGAGGAGUCGAGAAGUCAGCAUAGACCGCAGUAGAUCCAGAGAACGGAGCCGCGAUGAGAAGAAACACGACCGCGAGGAGGAUCAGGAGGAGGCGUACGAACGCAGGAAACUGGAGAGGAAGAUGAGGGACAAGGAGACUGCCUACCAGGAACGUCUGAAGAACUGGGAGAUGAGAGAGAGGAAGAAGACUCGGGACUACGACAAAGAGAACCAACGAGAGGACGAGAGACGGCGUGAGAUGACAAAAGAAGGCAAGCGCCUGAAAGAGUUCCUGGAAGAUUAUGACGAUGACAAAGAUGACCUGAAAUACUACAGGGGUAGUGCUUUACAGAAGCGUCUGAGAGACCGUGAGAAGGAGACUGAGCUGGAUGAGAGAGACAGGAAGAGGGAGAAGGAGGAGCAUGAUCAGAUCAGACAGAGACUGUUAGCUGAGGGACACCCAGACCCUGAGGCCGAGCUGCAGAGGAUGGAGGAGGAGGCAGAGCGGAGGCGGCAGCCCCCAGUGAAGCCGGUGCCAGAGGAGGAGGUGCAGCAGGAGAAACCAAACCGGGACAGGGAGCACCGAGAGAGGGAGCACCGAGAGAGGGACCACCACAGGGACAGGAGAGGAGCAGACAGGCCUUCUCUCCAGCACCUUCAACCCCAAUCAGACGAUGACUUGGAGGAAGGGGAGGAGCUUGAUGAUUGUGACCGGGAGGACUCAUCAGAUGCCAGGCCAAACCCAAACCUGAAGCCCACGAUGCGGCCAAUAACAUCGGCCCCCUCGGUGUCGUCGGGCAGCGGCGGCGCCACACCCAACUCCCCCGGCAACGAGUCUCCCUGCGGUAUCAUCAUCCCUCAUGAAAAUUCUCCUGAAGCCCGGCCCACUGAAGAACAGCAUCCCAAGAUUGGCCUCAGCCUCAAACUGGGCGCCAGCCCCAACCAUCAGAUCCACACCGGGAGUAAACGUAAGAAGCUGGCCAACGUCGACAGCGUCUUCAACAAGUUCGGCGAGGAGGAGGCCGACGAAGCGCCUCGUAAACGUAAGCUGGUUCCGUUGGACUACGGCGAGGAUGAUAAGAGCUUGGGUCUGGACGGGGCAGAGGUACCUGGAGGGAAGGGAGGACAAAACACAGAGGAGAAACGGAAACACAUCAGGAGUCUCAUUGAGAAGAUCCCUACAGCCAGGCCGGAUCUGUUCAACUACCCUCUGGACUGGACUGCUGUGGACUCGACUCUGAUGGAGCGCCGCAUCAGACCCUGGAUCAACAAGAAGAUUAUAGAGUACAUCGGAGAGGAGGAAGCUACGCUAGUGGACUUUGUCUGUUCGAAGGUGAUGUCUCACGGCACACCGCAGGGGAUCUUGGAUGAUGUUGCCAUGGUUCUGGACGAGGAGGCAGAGGUGUUCAUAGUUAAAAUGUGGAGGUUGUUGAUCUACGAAACGGAGGCCAAGAAGAUUGGUCUGGGGAAAUGAAGACUAGUACUACUACAGUACCACUGUUGUGAGGGACAGUUUAGUUUUUUUUUUCCCUCUGGCUUCAAGUCUCUUUAUGUCUCUGACUGAUCGACUGAUCACACGGACACCUCUCACUCACUAGGGUGUUGAGACUAUGAGCAUGGGCCUAUUACCAGUCCCCAACCCCCCCCCCUCUACUCCCCCAACCCCCUCUACCGCUCCCCCCCCCCCCCCCCCCCAAAAGAUCUCUUUUAAAUGAGUAUAAACUUCCCUGAGUCAAUACAUGUUAGAAGCACCUUUUUGCGGUGAUAUACAGCUAUGUCUUUCUGGGUAAGUCUCUUAAUAAGAGCUUUUCACACCUCGAUUGUACAAUAUUUUGCCGUUUUAUUCUGUUUAAAAAUCUUCAAACUCUUGUCAAGUUGAUUGUUGAUCAUUGCUAGACAACCAUUUUCAAGUCUUGCCAUAGAUGUUCAAGCCAAUUUUAAGUCAAAACUGUAACUAGGCCACUCAGGAACAUUCAAUGUCGUCUUGGUAAGCAACUCCAGUGUAGAUUUGACAUCGUGUUUUAGGUUAUUGUCUUUGCUGAAAGAUGCAUUCUUCUCCCAGUGUCUGUUGGAAAGCAGACUGAACCAGGUUUUCCUCUAGGAUUUUGCCUGUGCUUAGAUCUAGUCCGUUUCUUUUUAUCCUAAAAACAACUCCCUUGUCGAUGACAAGCAUACCCAUAACAUGAUGCAGCCACCACCAUGCAUCAUGUUAUCGGUAUGCUUGUCAUUGGCAAGGCUGUGUUGGAUUUGCCCCAAGCAUAACACUUUGUAGUCAGGACAAAAAAGUUUAAAAAAAAUUGCAGUCUUACUUAAGUGCCUUGUUGCAAACAGGAUGCAUGUAAAGGAAUAUUUUUAUUCUGUACAGGCUUCCUUCUUUUCACUCUUGUCAUUUAGGUUAGUAUUGUGGAAUAACUACAAUGUUGUUGAUCCAUCCUCAGUUUCUCCUAUCACAGCCAUUAAACUCUGUAAACUGUUUUAAAGUCACCAUUGACCUCAUGGUGAAAUCCUUGAGCGGUUUCCUUCCUCUCCGGCAACUGUGUUAAGAAGGACGCCUGUAUCUUUGUAGUGACUGGGUGUAUUGAUACACCAUCCAAAGCCUAAAUUAAUAACUUCACCAUGCUCAAAGGGAUCUUCAAUGUCUGCUGUUUUUAUUUUUUACACAUCUACCCAUCGGUUGAAAAACCUCCCUGGUCUUUGUGGUUAAAUCGUUGCUUGAAAUCCACUACUCGAUUGAGGAACUUUACAGAUAAUUCUGUGUGUGUGGGGUACAGAGUUGAGGUAGCCAUUUAAAAAAAAAAAAAAACAACAAUUUUAUUGAACACGGAAUUAGUCCAUGCAAAUUAUUAUGCGUUUUUUUUGUACUUAUUUUGGCUUGCCAUAACAAAGAGGUUGAAGACGUGUUGAUUCAAGACAACUUUAAAUUCAUUAAUAAAAAACAAAACAAUU